Molecule: messenger RNA, 1717 nt
Organism: Clupea harengus (Atlantic herring)
Lineage: Eukaryota; Metazoa; Chordata; Actinopteri; Clupeiformes; Clupeidae
Product: organic cation/carnitine transporter 2-like
Biological process (GO): transmembrane transport
Cellular component (GO): membrane
Molecular function (GO): transmembrane transporter activity
Source: RefSeq, a predicted model, not a curated record
CCAUGAGGGAUCUGGACGAGAUCACCUCCUUCCUGGGCACAUGGGGGCCUUUCCAGCGCCUGGUCUUCUUCUCCCUGGCCUUCAGCAUCCUGCCCAAUGGGUUCAUUGGCAUUUACAUCGUGUUUGUGGCCGACACGCCACCCCAUGAGUGUUUGGUCCCGGAGGAGAGCAACAUCAGCGAGAGCUGGAGGAACGUGAGUGUUCCCCUGGAGUUGCAGGACGGGGCGCUGAAGCGCAGCUCCUGUAGCAGAUACAGGCUGGACCUCCUCAGGAACUUCUCCCGGCUCAACUACGCCCCCGACGUGGACGUCAACGUGAGUCAGAUUCAGCAGGAGGGCUGUCUGGAUGGCUGGAAGUACAGUAAAGAGAUCUACCAGUCCACCAUCGUCACUGAGUGGGAUCUUGUUUGCAAGGAUGAGUACAAAGUACCGCUGACAACUUCAAUCCACUACAUGGGAGCGCUAGUGGGCACUUUCCUGUCAGGGCAGAUGUCAGACAGGUUUGGCAGGCGGCCCAUGCUCUUUAUCACAAUGGCCUUGCAGACGGUGACGACGUUCGCUCAGAUCUUCUCGCCCAAUUGGGAGGUCUUCGCCGCCACCUUCUUCUGCGUGGGCUUCGGCUCCAUCUCCAACUAUCUGAUCGCCUACAUUAUGGGUUGUGAGACCCUGGGCCCGAGGGAGCGCGUGGUCUUCAGCUCUCUAGGGGUGUUCAUGGGUUCGGCGCUGGGCUACAUGGCCAUGCCUCCCGUGGCCUACCUCCUGCGUGAGUGGAGAUGGCUGGUCGCCACCAUGGCUGCUUCGGGGGUGCUCUACAUUCCUCUGUGGUGGCUGAUUCCUGAGUCGCCUCGCUGGCUUCUGUCCCAGGGGAGAGUGGAGGAGGCUGAGGCCAUACUGAGAGAUGCAGCCAGGAUGAACAAAGUCCCCGUGCCAGAGGUCAUCUUCACACCCGCUGAGAUUGAAAAUGUCCUUGCAAAGAAAGCUACAAAAUACCCAAUUCUUGAUGUGCUGAGAAGCUUCAACCUCUGUUCAAUGGCAGGACUUUGUGCCCUGCUAUGGAUGAUCAUCACACUAGCCUACUUCAGCCUGGUUCUGAACACUGCCAACCUGGUGGGAAGCCCCUACCUCAACACCUUCCUGUCUGCCGUGGUGGAAGUGCCCGCCUACAUCAUCGCCAUGCUCCUGCUCAAGUUCUGCUCCCGGCAUCUGUGCCAGUCCUCCACCCUGCUCCUAGGGGGCGCUGUGAUCCUCACCAUAAACUUUGUCCCCACAGACUUAUCAAGCCUGGCCAUCUUCCUGGAGAUGAUGGGUAAGUUUGGCAUCACGGCAGCGUUCUGUGUGGUCUACGCCGUCACCUCUGAACUCUUCCCCACCGUGGUCAGAAACACUGCCAUGGGGAUCUGCUCGAUGGCUGCUCGCAUCGCCACCAUCCUAUCCCCCUUCACCGUUUAUCUGGGGAAAUUUUACAAUUUCCUGCCGUACAUUAUAAUGGGGAGUCUGGCAGUCUGUGGUGGGCUGCUGUGUUUCCUCCUACCUGAGACGUAUGGCAGAGUCCUACCAGAUACCAUGAGUGAAAUGCAGACCAUGAAAGGCUUGAAGAAAUGCAAAGCUUCAGAUCAGAAUGACGGACACCUCCAGAAUGCGCAAAAAGAAGCAAGGCUCUAAUCAUGAAUGUCCUCAUUUUAAAACAUUUUAUUUAAGAGGAUUUUUUUGCAUUUACA